Abrus precatorius (Indian licorice) is the source of this 2250-nucleotide messenger RNA. RefSeq names its product probable serine/threonine-protein kinase PIX7. Gene Ontology annotation, biological process: protein phosphorylation. Gene Ontology annotation, molecular function: protein kinase activity; ATP binding. Bases 450 to 1907 code for a protein of 485 amino acids. The transcript has 6 exons. The record is from RefSeq and is a predicted model, not a curated record. Lineage: Eukaryota; Viridiplantae; Streptophyta; Magnoliopsida; Fabales; Fabaceae.
AUCCUUUAUUUAACUUAUUUCCCAAUAUUUUGUUUAGCAACAUUGUGUUUGUGUUGCAGAGGAGGACCCCAUCUUUGAGCGGAGAUUACUGAGUUCAGCUCAGGUGCUGUUCUCUCUGUUCUUUUUGCCCCUACUCUCUUCACUUUCCACUCUUCAAUCCUUCAAGGGUUUUUACCCUUUUCUCUAUAUUUGGGUAUUUUGAUCUAUUUAAUGUGAUCUGUUACACUUUCCUUUUUCCUGUUUUAAUUUCUGGGUUCUUUGAGUUACCCGGUUAUAAGGGGUUUUGUGGUGUAAAGUUGUGAUUUUUAGGUUUUAUUAGGGAAUUUGGCAUCUGGGGUUUUGGUAGUGGUUGCGGUGGUGGGAGGAUAGGGCAUUGAAGGGUGGGUGGUGUUUGGAAUUCUGGGUGGUCUUGAUGAUAUGUGGGUUUGGUUCUCUAGGUUUUGCUAGAGAUGGGGUUGGGUGCUGAGAAUGGUAAGGUUGUGGAGUCUUGGGAUGUCUGUAAAUCAAAGGGGAGGAAGAAGAAGAAGAAAGGAGAUGAGGGAGUGGUGGAAGAGAGUGGGGCUGGGUGUUGGGUAAGGUUGAGGUUCAUUGGGAGCUGCAUUUCUUCAAGAUCCAAGGUUGAUAGCUCAGUGAGUGGCACCAGUACUCAUUAUGCUGAAAGUAAAUUCACUAAUGAUACAAGUAGAGACCAACCAACAGCUCCAGCAGUCUCUUCUACAACCACUAGUAAUGCAGAAAGCAAUUCAUCCACUUCCAAACUUGAAGAGGAGCUUAAAAUUGCUUCCAGGCUUCGAAAGUUCUCUUUCAAUGAUCUUAAGUUAGCUACAAGAAAUUUUCGGCCUGAGAGUUUCCUUGGUGAAGGUGGGUUUGGUUGCGUUUUCAAGGGUUGGAUUGAAGAAAAUGGAACUGCUCCUGUGAAACCUGGCACAGGACUUACUGUUGCUGUAAAAACCCUCAACCAUGAUGGGCUCCAGGGUCAUAAAGAAUGGCUGGCUGAAGUAAAUUUUCUUGGUGAUCUAGUUCAUCCAAACCUUGUAAAACUUGUAGGUUACUGCAUUGAAGAUGAUCAAAGGUUACUAGUUUAUGAGUUCAUGCCUCGGGGUAGCUUGGAAAACCACUUAUUCAGGAGAUCCUUGCCUCUUCCAUGGUCCAUUAGAAUGAAAAUUGCACUAGGAGCUGCUAAGGGUCUUGCUUUUCUUCAUGAAGAAGCUGAACGACCAGUAAUAUACAGGGAUUUUAAAACAUCAAAUAUACUGUUAGAUGCUGACUACAAUGCCAAGCUCUCCGACUUUGGUCUUGCCAAAGAUGGUCCAGAAGGUGACAAAACCCAUGUGUCCACUCGAGUGAUGGGAACCUAUGGUUAUGCAGCACCGGAAUAUGUCAUGACAGGUCAUCUUACAUCAAAAAGUGACGUGUACAGUUUUGGAGUGGUACUACUUGAGAUGUUGACCGGCAGAAGAUCUAUGGACAAACACCGACCCAAUGGUGAGCAUAACCUUGUGGAAUGGGCUCGACCACAUCUUGGAGAGAGGAGAAGGUUCUACAGGCUGAUCGACCCUCGUUUAGAAGGCCACUUUUCCAUAAAAGGAGCUCAGAAAGCUGCCCAACUGGCUGCUCACUGCCUUAGUAGAGAUCCAAAAGCCAGACCCCUCAUGAGUGAAGUUGUAGAAGCUUUAAAGCCCCUUCCAAACCUUAAGGACAUGGCAAGCUCUUCAUACUAUUUCCAAACAAUUCAAGCUGACCGCUUUGGGAUGAGUCCUAACACAAGAAAUGGACGGACACAAGGAGCAUUGCUAACCCGCAAUGGACAGCAGCAAAGGAGCCUUUCAAUACCAAAUGGCACUUAUGCAUCUCCAUAUCACCAUCAGUUUCCCCAACAAUCACCAAAACCCAAAGGCAAAGCAUAGAGCUGGUGAAAUUUUUCUUUUUCUCUUUCACCCUUUUUCGCUUCUCCUUAUUAAUGUACCUUGUGUCAAAGCAUUUGUUGAUGGAGAACUUGAGAGCAAAAGAAGCGUGCUGCUUUGCUUUGUGAUUUUAUGUUAUGGGUGUUGACUCCCUUUAGCUUGGAUGAAUGUGAGGUGAGAGCAGGUGAAGCUUAUUGAGCUACUAUGUCUAUGUCAAAUUGUCAACCAAUAUGUUUCUUUAGGUUGUUUGCAAAUAUUGAACACUAUCAAAUCCUCAUCCUUGUUUUAUUUUAUUUUACCCAUUUGUCACCGGAAAUUUUAUCUCUAUUUAUUUUGGCUUUGCUUG